This is a messenger RNA of Solea solea (common sole), 2848 nucleotides long. It is a transcript of the gene ccne1, whose product is annotated as cyclin E1. Gene Ontology annotation, molecular function: cyclin-dependent protein serine/threonine kinase regulator activity. The record is from RefSeq and is a predicted model, not a curated record. Gene Ontology annotation, biological process: regulation of cyclin-dependent protein serine/threonine kinase activity; G1/S transition of mitotic cell cycle. Lineage: Eukaryota; Metazoa; Chordata; Actinopteri; Pleuronectiformes; Soleidae. Gene Ontology annotation, cellular component: cyclin E1-CDK2 complex; cytoplasm; nucleus. Bases 429 to 1763 code for a protein of 444 amino acids. The transcript has 12 exons.
UUUGAUUUUCCCUCUCUCUGCGACUCAACACACACACACACACACGGAUUAUACAUAUAUGUAGAUGUGCAGAGGAUUCAUAUCCACGCACACGGCGCGUGACAGUGUGUUAGCGCCGCGUCUGACGGGAGUUUGGAGCGGGACAAUACGGAGGCUGGAGGGGGUUAAAGGUCUCAGCUGCUCCUCCUCCUGAAGUGAAGGCGCCAGAGCUCAGAGGAACCAGCUUCACUCACUCACUCACAUCCACAGAGAAACGAGCCAAAGAGCGGCCCCGUUUGUGACGAACAGGCGGGAAAGAAUUUCACACAACAUCCACCUUUGAUUUCGUCUCCUUCUUCUUUCUCCUUCUUGUGGAUACGAGUGAACUUCAAGGACACAACAGUCUUGAGGUUUGCUCUGAAGUCUUGACGUCGAGCCCUCGGAGUAUAAUGCGAGGAAAAUGGGAAGAAGACGCAGAACAGAAGUCUGUUGCUCCCGAGGCGGCCCAAGAAAACACCGUACGACCGAGGAAGAGGAAGGCAGAUGUUGCCAUUUAUUUACAGGAUGUGGAUGAGGAGGUCGCAGAGAUGACGAGGAAGAAGCAGCGCGACUGUGAGCAGGUCUGGAGUCCUGGUGCUGGCUGCAGAAGUCCACACCGGUGGAUCCCCACGCCCGACCAGGAGGAGGACCAGCCCGUGACCCUGAUCAACGCGGGCGGCUUCCCUCUCUACAACUUCAGCAACGUGUUUGCAACGCCCGUGCACUGCGCCCCACUUCCUGCACUGUGCUGGGCCAGUAAGGACGUGGUGUGGAGCAACAUGCUGGCCAAGGAUAAGACCUACACCAGAGACGUCCACGUGAUGGACAAACAUCCGCACCUGCAGCCAAAGAUGAGGGCCAUUCUCCUGGACUGGCUCAUGGAGGUGUGUGAAGUGUACAAACUGCACAGAGAGACGUAUCACCUGGCUCAGGACUACUUUGACCGCUUCAUGGCCACACAGAGGAACGUCUUCAAGUCCACGCUGCAGCUCAUCGGCAUCACGUGUCUCUUCAUCGCUGCCAAAGUGGAGGAAAUGUAUCCUCCCAAAGUCCAUCAGUUUGCCUACGUUACAGAUGAAGCCUGCACUGAAGAUGAGAUUCUCAGCAUGGAAAUCAUCAUUAUGAAGGAGCUGCAGUGGAGUCUCAGUCCACAGACGCCCGUCUCCUGGCUCAACGUUUACAUGCAGGUGGCUUAUCUGAAGGAGACGGACGACCUGCUCAUCCCCAAAUACCCACAGGCCACGUUCACUCAGAUCGCUGAGCUGUUGGAUCUGUGCAUGUUGGACGUGCGAUCGCUGGAGUUCUCCAACGGCGUCCUCGCCGCCGCCGCUCUGUUUCACUUCUCUUCUCUGGAGCUGGUGGAAAAUGUGUCAGCUCUGAAGAGGGCGGAGUUGGAGGAGUGCGUGCGGUGGAUGGUGCCGUUCGCCAUGGCGCUGAGGGAGAUCGGCGGUCUGCCGAUGAAGACGUUUGCGGGGAUCGCUGCGGACGACAUGCACAACAUCCAGGUGCACGCCCCCUACCUGUCAUGGAUGGAGAAGGCGUCCUCGUACCAGGAGGCGGAGCUUGAGCGUCACAGCAGCUGUGCGGUGCCGUCAGGCGUCCUGACCCCGCCCCUGAGCAGCGAGAAGAGCGAGGAGCUGGCGGGCGCCCCGUUGCCCAAAGUCCUGCCCAGGAUGCAGACGGCGGCGUCUCCAAAGCAACCGUCUCCACGGCAACCGUCUCCGGAGCGGCGAGACGACCACUGAGAGACGCCAGAGAGACCCGGAUUAGAUUUGAACACCAGAGCUGUGACUUUGUUUUUUGUUUAAUUUUUUUUUUUUACGGUGGAGGAACAAAGCGACGCCGACGACCUGGAUCCAGGUGUUUUUGUUUUUUUUUUUAAAUGAGGGGGGCGGGGCUUAAACACACUGAUGCAGCGACAAUCAGUGAACACAUGUUUUUUGACGAGCCCGUUCAGACACGACGACAGCGACGGCGGCUGCUUGCAUUAAAGAGAUCGUUCGUGUGUGGUUGUGUGAGACACUGACAGAAACGGUGUCGUGAGCGCCCCCCUGUGGUGAGGAACUGGCCUGACGUGCAUGAAAACACUGAGUUUGUCAUGUUGUGAACCGCUCGCUCUCCAGAUUUUCUGUGGACUUUGGUUUGGCAGAGUCAACGGUGAACAAAGUCUGAGUUUCUACUUUUGGACGAGUGAGAUGAGAUGUUGACGGUAAGCCUUGGUGUUGUCAGCAGGGGGCGCUCACAGCUCUGACUGUACACACACCUGCAGGAAAAGCUGAAUUAUCUCUCGUCUCUUUCCAGUCGCAUCUACUUUUAAUGGUCUUCAGGUUUGUUUUCUAUGACAAGGCCAAAUUUUCUUUGACAUUAGUGUGUGAGUGUGUUUUUUUUAAUUGUCUUAUUGGCCUCAUUUGCCCAGGAACUCUUCUUAGGGCCAUGUUUGGCUCUGUGCUGCUAUAACGAGGGCUUUGCAUAUUGGAACAGGGGACACAGUGUGAAUGUGAGAGUGUGUGAGUGUGUUUUAACUUUUUUUUUUUUUUUUUACAUAAAUAUAUAUAUAAAUAUCAAAUUGGGCGCUGCUCUUAUGUUUAUUUUUUUUGUUUUUUAUUGAACAACACAUGUUUGGCCGUGUUUUACUUUGGGACCAGUAGCUUGGCUACGUGAAUGGACGAGUGACGACGCCAGGCUUCAGAAGCUCAUGAUUGUAUUUAACUUUUCUGUUUUUUUUUUGUUUUUUUUAUCCCAGUUUACCUGCAGUUUGCCCCCCCCCUCCCCACCAAAAUGUUAGAUUUCUAUUAGACUUUUCAAAAUAAAAUGCUGCUACAUAUUUUCA